Messenger RNA from Lethenteron reissneri (Far Eastern brook lamprey), 1677 nucleotides. RefSeq lists its product as uncharacterized. The record is from RefSeq and is a predicted model, not a curated record. NCBI's taxonomy places the organism in Eukaryota, Metazoa, Chordata, Hyperoartia, Petromyzontiformes, Petromyzontidae.
CAUUUGCCGCCAUUAUUGAAUUGGAGGCGCGCGGUGUUUUCAGGCUCCCGCCUGCACGAAUUUAUCCUCCCGAGUGUUGAUUGUGAACGGAAUUUUAAAGUAAUUAAUAACGUUUUUACCGUAUAAUUGUGACAGCGCAACCCAACCAGCGGAGCCGUAUAAAGUGAAGUCAACGGAGACGUUAAACGUCGAGACGCGUUCGUGCGAAAAUUUUGGCCUCGCAACCGUUGCAAACUUCUGCACCAGCAUCGUAAACUCGCAAAGGGGAAACAUUCUUGAAGACGCUUACGGAUGAGUUCGUCGAGAAAACGUUCGAGGCGAGCCUCAAGAGCUGCGAUCCGUGGCCCUGCAAACUCGCGUAGCGGGAACGGCGAAACGACGCCGGCCGUCGUGGCAGACCACGUGGCACCGCCAUCUCCUGGACGACUUCGCUGUUAACGUCGAAGGCGAGAAUAGUGAAACGUCAGCCUGUAGCACCUGGAACGCACGCGCGUGGCACAUCCACACGCGGUCCAGGCUCGGCCCCAGCUUCGCUUCCGAGAUCGGCCACAUUCCGGCACGGUUAACGUGAAUUACUCAGCAGCGCUCGAUCGGGGAGUAACAAUCCGUGGAAUUCUAGCCGGAGCGCUAGCCGAAGUCCCUGUUGCGUCGGGCGAUGGCGUGUUCCCGCCCCCGGAAUGGGAACUUUGCGGAUGAUCGCCAGCGGCUGCCGUGUUCCGGCCCACGGAAUAGGAACUUCGCGGAUGAUCGCCAGCGGCUGCCGUGUUCCCGCCCCUGGAAUGGGAACUUCGCGGAUGAUCGCCAGCGGCUGCUCUCGCGUCCAGAGACAAGCGGCUGCCAGCCACCAUCGUCUGCCGACGGCUCUCGAGUGAAGAACAACGCGUCAGCAGACGCCAAGGGACCACUAGUGUCCCCUGACACAGCCUUGGAGGAAUGUGUUUACACAAAGCAAGACAUUCGACUGAAAAUAUUCAUGGAUCAGCAGGCAAAAGCUAAGGCCUUGGUCCCCCAUAACUGCUUCAGAGAUGCCCAGGAAGGAGCUGCGAUUCCCAGUGAGCACCGCGCGUCCCGCAAUACGCCGGGUCUCGCGUCGCCGCUGCACUCCCUUUACGGCUGCUUGAGCCUGGCGACGGCACCGGUGCAGGCUGCAGAUCCGGAAGACAUUCCCACAAAGAAUGGCAGGAUCGUCUACUCGCGUGAGCUUCUGCUUAACUAUCUGUACAGCCCCCUCUGCUGGGUCAAGCGCUCCCUGCCCAAGUACGACGUGGUGCUUGACAAGCCGCAUGGUCAUGCACUGAAGAUCAAAGACUCGAGCUCUUGAACACUUGCACUGUUUGGUCCACACCAGUGUGCAUCGGUGUGGCGCUUUGCUUUGUCACGUUUUCCCGUAAAGGUGAAGCUUUUUUGUGGAUAAGAUUGACUCACGUUUUUUUGUGCCGUUUAGUUCGAAUCCCAUAUCCUAGUUUAGAACUGAAAAUGUACGAAGUUGUUGUUGAAAACGUAAGUUUGCCGAAUGCUUUGCUGCAACAGUUAAUUUUUUCUUGGAAAUACAAAGUGCCGUGUUUUUUUCGUUUUACAGCUACAGUUUUUUGGUAGUGGUUCUUGCUUUGUGUUUUUUUGUUGGAACACAAUUGUUUUAUGCCUCAUGGAAGUGACAAAACAUAAUAAAUGGUUUAU